Cyprinodon tularosa is the source of this 9584-nucleotide messenger RNA. It is a transcript of the gene mafa, whose product is annotated as v-maf avian musculoaponeurotic fibrosarcoma oncogene homolog a (paralog a). NCBI's taxonomy places the organism in Eukaryota, Metazoa, Chordata, Actinopteri, Cyprinodontiformes, Cyprinodontidae. The transcript is spliced from 3 exons. The coding region runs from base 447 to 1442 and encodes 331 amino acids. The record is from RefSeq and is a predicted model, not a curated record. Gene Ontology annotation, biological process: regulation of transcription by RNA polymerase II. Gene Ontology annotation, cellular component: nucleus. Gene Ontology annotation, molecular function: DNA-binding transcription factor activity, RNA polymerase II-specific; RNA polymerase II cis-regulatory region sequence-specific DNA binding.
AAACUCAUCUGCUGUGUGAUCCCAGUAAAAAACCGUCCCACUAGGUACUCCGCGGCAUCAAACGUCCGAGGCAGACUCUCGGCUUCCUUCCCCCUCCACCUCUCUUCGCUCGCGUAAUGUAUUCCUAAAGAAGGCGCAAAGUGUUAAAUGUUUGAAACACCAAACUGCCGUGUUUCUCAUGCUGAAAGAGGACUCCGCUGCUCGUGCGCGCGGCACCGCUGCGUCUGAGCAAUAGGUUGCAAAGAAAAACUCUUCUUGCACGUGGCUGCGCAAAAAGGGAGGCUGCAAUUCUUCCUUUUUUUGUUUUUGUUUCUUAUUUUUAGUUUCCAAACAAACGCUUAACAAAAAUCAAACUGGCUCACGUCCUUCACAACCAGCCCAGUUUGACAGCUGCUCUUCACCCCGUUUGGAGGACUGUCAGCAGCAGCAGCAGCAGCAGCAAGAGGAUGGCAUCAGAGCUGGCAAUGAGCAACUCCGACCUGCCCACCAGUCCCUUGGCCAUGGAAUAUGUUAAUGACUUCGAUCUGAUGAAGUUUGAAGUGAAAAAGGAGCCGGUGGAGCCCGAUCGCAACAUCAGCCAGUGCAGUCGCCUUAUCGCCGGGGGAUCCUUGUCGUCCACCCCGAUGAGCACGCCUUGCAGCUCGGUGCCUCCUUCCCCAAGCUUCUCGGCGCCAAGCCCGAGCUCGGGGAGCGAGCAAAAGACACACAUAGAGGAUUUCUACUGGAUGUCCGGUUAUCAACAGCAACUGAAUCCAGAGGCGCUGGGUUUCAGCCCCGAAGACGCAGUCGAGGCGCUCAUCAACAGCAGUCACCAACUUCAGUCCUUCGAUGGCUACGCAAGGGGCCAGCAGUUUGCCGGGGCGACCGGAGCAGGAGGCGCCAUGGCCGGAGAGGAGAUGGGCUCCGCCGCUGCCGUAGUGUCAGCUGUGAUCGCUGCAGCAGCUGCCCAGAACGGGGCACAACACCACCACCACCACCAUCACCACAUCAACAGCAGCCACCACCAGGCGCCGAGCGUCCAGUCCAACGGCACCUCUGGGACGAAUCACUCCCACAUGCGCCUGGAGGAUCGGUUCUCAGAUGAGCAGCUGGUGACCAUGUCGGUGCGGGAGCUCAAUCGGCAGCUGCGGGGGGUCAGCAAAGAAGAGGUGAUCCGACUGAAGCAGAAGAGGAGGACCCUAAAGAACAGAGGCUACGCGCAGUCCUGCCGGUUCAAGCGGGUCCAGCAGCGGCACGUCCUGGAGGGGGAGAAAACGCAACUCAUGCAGCAGGUCGAGCAUCUAAAGCAAGAGAUAUCCAGGCUGGUCCGGGAGAGGGACGCGUACAAGGAAAAGUAUGAGAAGCUCAUCAGCAACGGCUUCAGAGAAAAUGGAUCCAGCAGUGACAACAACCCUUCAUCUCCGGAGUUUUUCAUGUCAUCAAGAAAAUUCCUGCAUCUGUGAUUUCAUGCCUCUCCCGUCAUCUUUGACCUGGGUUCUUUAAGAUAACACAACGAUAGCGAUUGCAUCCAAGCGGUAGACCACUUGCACCAAGAAACCUACAAAGCACAACAUCAAUGAUGAAGAACAGCAAAGAGGACCUACUAGAAUCUCUCCAACCCGCCCACUGAAGAUCUUAAAAGUCACCUUUUUUUUUUUUCAAUUUUCCUCCUUGGUAUUUUACCUGCAGCUUUUCUACAAAACAAGAGAAAAUAAGAAAAAAAUAAGAGACUCAUAAUCAUGAGAUGAUUGAGAACAGCAGAUAAAUACUUUAGAGAGACUAUUUUCUUUCGAGUGUGAAGAUCAAUGAUGCAUGCUUCUGUAAAUAAAUCAUGACAACACCCUUUUUCCUGAAAUAGGCAGCAUAUCCGGUUGCUGUCACCAAAUUCAUAAACCUUAUUACUGUGGAGUGAGUACUCAUAAAUUGAUUUACCUCACAAAACCUAAACACUUUUUAUCAACCCAAAGCCCAUGAAAUGUUCAUUUGAAAUAGGAUUUUAUUGUCUUUAGUAUUAUUUUACAAGAGACAGCCAAAUCUUCCUGUUUAAUAUCCACAUAAUUAUAUGUACAUAGAAAUUAGUGAAGACAGCAGCAUGGACAAACCUAUAGUGUAACUGUAAACUAGUAAACCACUCAGUAUCUCAUUAUUGCAUAACUUAGUUAAUGAAUUUGGGUUUUCUUUGUCUUCAGUAAAUUUCAUAUGUUUGAUAUUAAGUAAUUUUUGUUGUAUUUGAAUAGAUACUUAAACAUAGGCAUUAAAAGCUGGAAAUAAUCUGGUUUUGUCUUUUUGCUAUACCUGGAAAGUCAGGUGAAUGGGAAAAAUUAUUGUCCUGACAAAAACUAAAAUGUUUAAGAAAACACAUAUUUUUUAAUGUUAAUGUUGGACCUUUUUUCCUUGUAUAUAAUUCCCAAUGCAAUAACUGUGCCCCCUCUAAAUGUCAAUUUCUGCUGUAAGCAAAGCUUCUGAGCGUCUGAGUGGAACUGAAGCUUUUUUUUUUUUUUUUUUUUUUUUGCACAGUUCCAAACUGUGCUCUAUACCUGAGCCUACAGAUGAGGAUCCAAAAUGGAAUUCCUCCCUAACUGCAAUAUGGAUAUGAGGACUUAUCCCCUGUCUUCCAUGAACUUUGAUAGUAACCAAAUGCACUGAGAGAUAAAAUACCCAGCCAACGAACAGAUGACCUCAAUGAUUAGUCCCUUGUCAAUGAAGGCAGAAAAUAUUUGCAUGAACAGCAGGGGAAACCUAUUGUAGCUUGUUGGACAGAUAUUCUUCGCCACUGCACACCCUCUCUACCUCUUGAGAUAUUUAUGUCCUGUUAAUGGCUCCUUCAGUUAUCCCAACAGUUCACGUAUCUGUUGCAUGUUCCAGAGUUCCACAAAGAAGGUUCAGCACUGAAUCCUGUGUAGUGAUGUGGAAAACAUUGAUUAUUUCCUUUGAACUAAAUACACCCAUUGCUUGUUGCUGUAUAUAUGUACACUAGGAUGAGUAUGUGUAGUCUCAGAUGCUGUACUCUGCAUGUUAACUUGUAGAUGGAACAUAACAACUACUCAUAUAUAAGGACAUGCAGAUUGAAGCACUACGUUGGUUUAACAUCCCCUUAUUUUUGUCCUGAGAAUGUACAGUACCAUGAUAACAACAAAUAUUUUAGUUUCUCUCAUUAUUAACUGGAUAACUAAUUAUCUUUAAACCUAUUAAAGUGAAUCACACUCUUCCUUUUAAUUUCUGAGACCUGCCCAUAGCAAGCUCUAGGAGGAGAAUGGAAGUGGGAGUUGGAUUGGGGUCUCUCACUUACUGUAAGUGCCAGAAAGCAAAUAAGCAUGUCACAUCUUGCCAACAAUUGUGUAUUCAUCAAGUGUCAAAAAACGUAUACAUUUCUAUGAGCCUACAGUACACACUGGCAGACAGGUCCAAGAGCAAAGAGUGAGACAGAAGGCAAGACCUAAGAGAAAAAAGGAAAAUAGUGGCUGAAUUCACUAAGACAAUAUUGAAGUAUUUUAGUGGCCUGACCAAGUACGUGAUCACUUAUUUCCUGACCUCCGUGGAGAGCUGAACAACCCCUUGACCUCAAACUGUUAUACCAUAAUGUAGCUCUCUGGGCUGCUAUGACCUCACGUCCUGUCUGAGGUUAACUUUGUGUUAAUGAGAAGACCCCUUAGCUCAACCAGAUGUUCAGCCUUCUGGUUAAAUACCUGUAACCCUCUGUGAUUUAAAAAAAAAAAAAUGCUCACUGCAUCUGCUUGAUUUCUAGAAAUAUUGAUAAAAAUACUUCCCCAACUAAAUAACUGAAUUGAUGCAAACCUUUCAAUCCCUCUUCUAAGAUCAAAAGUGGUUUCAUUCUGCCAAAAAAAAAACUACAAGUCUUACUUUAAAUCCUGCACAUGAAAUCAAAACACAUUCCACACACACAUUACUGUAUGUCUUGCUGUAUGUUGUGAGGACCAUGUACCGACUCCCAUAGACUUCCAUUGAUUUUUAAUUAUUUCCAAUCCUUUCUAUGUUCUAACUCUGAAAAUAUCCCUAAAUCUAAUCAUUACCCAUGCAUCCUUAACCCUAUUCUUAACCUAAACUCAGUUCACACCUUGGUUCUAAACCAAACCUUUUCCAAUUUUCCAAAAAACAAACAAAAAAGACAGGAAGUGAGGAACAGCAAAAUGCCUUGACUUUGGUACAAACCGUCCUCAGUUUGAAGGUGAAAUUACCAAAAUCGUCUUCACUCUGAUGCCAAACAGGACUACAAACACACACACCUUUUUCAUCAGACUAUGUCCUACAGUACUGUGGUGCCAACGAUGAAAAUAUUUUUUUGUUAAAUUUUGCAUGUCAGAUCAAGUAAAAAUAUUUACAGUCUGGUAAGCAAUUUAGGACUUAGGUCUUAGCUGUGAUUAGUUAAAGAAGAUUUAAAACUCAGAAAAGGAUGAAGAUGCCACUCAAAAAGGAUACACAUGAAAACAAACAAGACACUGAUGGAGUCUCUCCAAGGCUUGCUUAGACAAGAAACAAAGUCCUUUUACUUUUGAAAAUUUGUCAGUGUGACUGGUAGAUAUACUUUUUUCUAAUUUAUUUCGGUGAAUACUCUUCAUUUACCUGACUAGUACAAAAAUGCAGUGUUUAACACUUCUAUAUGUAAAAUGGGUAUUGAUGCACAAAAAUACAGACAAAAAACACUUCCCUGGUCUUUCGCUUACACACACUCAUAUACACACAUAAAAAAAAAAACAGUAUGUUAAUCAAAACAGAAAGGCUGUAUGUAAACAGAUCGCCUACAUAAGGAGAUUGUUCAGUGUGCAAACAAUAGGCUGUUAGCAUAAUCACAGGUCAAAGAUAUAUUACCCAGAGGGCCAUGCUGUAUGUAUAUUACCAUGAUGGAUAUGAAGAAGAGAGGAGGGGAGCAAGGGUAGUUCGAUACUGAGCCUCACUAAUUCCGAUUUACCCCCUAUCGGGCCUUAUCCACCGCCCUCUAUGGUAAGCUGUCCUUUUUAGACCACACUUAAUCAGCCUCUCAUCUUUUCCUUGUAUUCCUAUCUGCCUGUUUCUCAAAAACUUGGCUCCCCUUUCUCUUAGCCCCAGAUUUCUUCUAAUACCUAAUUAUCUAAUUUCAACCCUUACCUACAUAUUUUCUAUCCUUUCAUCUCUUUUUCAUCACCGUCUUUUCUUGGACAGAUAUAAUCAGCUUCAGUAAAGUCAUCAAAUCCCUUUCUUUAGUCAGUGGGGUAACCAGAUAAAGAAGCCCCUGCAAUCUUGUUUUACGGAUUUAACAAACAGAAGCCUGAGUGAUACUAAGCUUUUUAACCUGCUACACACGUGUCUAAUAAACAAGAGAAAGAAGCAGAAACAUGUUUUGUGGGUCCAUACCGGGUGAUUCAAGAUUAUUUCUACAGUCAGUUAAUCAAAAAGCUCACUGCUGAUGAACAUAUCUCCAUUUUACUUGACUAUCAUGUAAUUCGUUAUAAUUCUGGAUCAUUAGGGUCAUACUGUAUGCCUACUUAAGCUUUAUGCAUCUCUUGACCCAACGAUACAUAUUAGGCCAACAGUAAUCCUGUCAUGAUUAGUGUUUCCUGUUUAUAGUCGGAAGACAAAGAAGUCAAAUUCCUGGUUAAAAAAAACCCCCAAAAAAACCCAGCAAAAGCUCCCCUUGAGGUUGAAAUUGUUUCUGGGGAAGUUUGUAUAGUAGCCCUGCAUAUAUUAUUCUUUGUUGCUAAAGAGAAUACUUUAAUGCACUCAACUCAGGUGUUACGAGAACUUUAGUUUUAAUGUCCAACGUAAGCAAAAGGCAUUUAUUCACCCAUGAAAAUAAACAAUAGUAGGACUAACUCAUGUGUAGUGGCAGUUCUUUACUCAACAGCAGUACACCACUUAUCUUGGAUAAUCAGCUUAGAACAAUUUUUUUACCAGUACUUGCCAGUUAAUAUUUUUUAAUCACUAUUUUGAAUAAAAUCUGAGUUAAACUAUUUAUUUUAAAAUAAUUCACAGUGAAGUAACCAAUGUCAAUGACUUUUCUGUUUUUAAUCCAAACCAACAGGGUGAUGUACAAUGUCUGAUAAAUGACUCAGACACAUAAGUACAAAAUAAAUCAGGUACUAUACUGUAUGAACUGACACAUUAAGGUGUUCAUUCCAAUUCUCUAAAUCUGAGUAAAAAAAAAAAUAUUUCAUACGUAGUAGAUUGUGAUGCACAUAUACAAUGGAUUAGAUUUGUUUAAAUAGCCAAUCGGUAGCAAAGUCAGAGAAGGCCUCCUUAUCUGACAGAGCUAAUAACAGGGAUGAAUAACACAGCUUGUAAAGUCCUUGCACCCAUCUUAUUCUAGCCCAUGCAUAAGCUUGAGCUCUCUGCCAGCUUCACCAAAAUGAGAUGGGCUCCCAAGAAGAUUGGGGGUGAAGGCAGGGGUAGAGAAAAUCGGAUUAACUACAAUGCCUCAAUUGUAAGAAAUAUCUGGGCUGACUCCAGUUAAUUCCACUGACACAUGUUGUAAACUAAAUCCUUAAUUUCUGACUAGGGAUUGUUUGAAACCACAAUUAACCGUGGUGAAAUUGCUUAAAUCAGUAUUUUUUUCAUUUUCAAGUUUUUCUAAAAGAGUUUGUACUGAGGCUAAAUAUUCUUAAUGGCAUUAGAAAAACAAAUGAUCAGCACUGGAGCCAGACAACCGAGAGCAAACUAAAAGUAGGCUAAAUUUGACUAGAUUCUAGUUCGCCUUCUUUGAGAAACAACUGAUGCAGCAAAUGUACAUGAAAAAUAGCGACUGAAGUCUUUGGUCAUUGUUUACUUUACUUGAAGAUCAAGUAGAGCCAGCCAGCAGGGUAAAAGGUAACAGUGAUUAUGUUUUAAUCUUUCCCUGCCAUCUGAUGGGCUCAGAUGGCAAGACUAUGAGGAUGAUGAUACUUAGGUUUGUCUUUAGCGUUUAAAAUAAAGAUUAAAGGGACUCAACUACUGUUGUAAUGGAGACAUGCUGUUUCUCCCUGCUGUGAGCAGGUUGUAUUCCUUCCUUUUUUGAAGUAGUGAAAAGUAAGAGAGUCCAGAAAGUUACAAAUAUGGCCCUUCUGGGCUCCCUACAAAGCAGAGAAAAAAAUAAUGUCUUCCAAUUGUUGUUUAAAGCUACAAUUUUUCGCUUUAUAAAUUGUAUAUCAUCACACUUUCCUGAUAAAAAUAGGGGACUGUAGUUAUGCCUCUCAACAUGCAAAAGAAAGUUUAGUUUUCAGCUUAGGUUUCUCCAAAUGGCGAAAGGGAGCAACUUUCUCUACUUUGCAUCCAUCCAUUGCAUCAGUCAGUUUAUCAGUUGUUAACAUGCAUUUAAGAUAACUAUGCUGAUAAACAAUUACAGGUUUAUGAUUACUAAUCACAACUAGGGUCUUUAUUGUUGCCCCCCUCCCAUUUCAAUCAUUCUGUUGUAUAACCACAUUAUUUCCCACAUGUGCCUGAAUGAGGGGUUUGAUUUAAAAAAAUCUGACCUUAUGGCUAGCUGUGUUAUUACCUGAGGGGUUGUAAGCUGCUGUAACAGAUUCUGGGGUCUUAUUACUAGGGCAAUCAGCCCCUUGACACUUGGCCUUUCCUGACCCCAGUCAGAGAUAAGCUUUAUGGGAAAGUACAUUAACACACUCUGGCAGUCACCCCCCUCUUUAUAGAAAGCAGUCCUCAGAAAUUAAGUGCUUAUGGACCCCCAGUGAGAGGACAGUUCUGCUGAUUGCCCAUAUUAGAGGCUGACUGUAAAUGAACUGGAGAUGGACAAAGAACUCGCAGUAGUGGGGGAAAGUGAGGAUAGGAUACUGAUGUUCUUGCUAAAUAAGCAAUAGUUUUAAUGACCUCAACAUCCUUUGAAGAGGUUACCAGUCCCUACAAACACUUUAAUGAUAAAUAAGUAGGAAAAACAAAUUUUCUGACAUCAACUUCAUUAUUUAAAAAAAUGACACAUAACAGGUUUAUGAUCAUACAAAGUUAUAAGUUUUUUUUCCUUUUCUGUUAGGAGACCUAUGAACCAAAAGGUUCACCAGAUACACUUUUUUAAUCACUACUUUUUAAUUCUAUUAUGGAAGUUUUACUGUAGCUAUAAAAAUGCAAAACAUUUAAAAAUAAAAAUUCUAUGUUAACCAUUCUGAGUGCCUGCUUACAAUCUGAUUGUGUGUGUAAAAUCCUCUCAGCAUGUCUGCAUUGAUGGAUGGUGAUAGGCCCGAGUCUUUGUACACAACAGGGGGGGCCUACUCUUGUCACCGGACAGAUACAGGGAGUUGCAAAGAGAAAGAUGUAACCACAGCUUAAUGUCUUUCUCUGGUGCUGUGCAUGCUCUUUCCUAUUUGCUUUUCCCUUCACGGCACGGUUAACAUCGUAAAUUAACCUUUCCAAGCCCCCUGUGCUUACAGACUAAGGCAAAACACAAAGGAAAAAAAUAGUUCUUUGUUAUGCAAUAUGGCGAGUGCUGGUCAGAGACAUAGCCUGCUACAUUGUUCAGUUUUUCAUUUUUUCCAGUGAUUGGGGAUAAAACAAUAUACCUUGUUCAUUCAAGCAUAUUUUAUGUGCAUGUCCUGUGUACUCGAAUCCAUACAAGGCUGCCUUUUGUUCUCCAUCCUAGAAAUGUAAAUGUCGCACAUGGAAACAAAAACCAUAUUAGAUCCUUCUUUUAUUGGUUCAAUCCUGUAAAUAUGAUGUAAAUAGCAAACAGCUAUGCAUGCUAAUAUACAAACAAUUUGUUCAGGUACUUUUUUAAUCCAGACUUCUCAUAUGGCAUGUAAUAAUGACAAAAAGCAAAAAUUGAAGCAGCAUAAAAAUUGUAAAAAAAAAAAAAAAAAAAAAGUAUAUACAUAUGGUUUGUAAUGAUGUCAAAAAUGGAAAAAAAUGCCUUGGGUGGUUAUGUUUUCUUACUGAUAAGUAAUGCAUCAGUCGGCCAUUUACUCCAGUGCUCCACUCAUGUUAUUUAAUGUAUUUUUAUGUUCCAUAAGGUGGGGUUAGGGUAAAACAUGACCGUUGACUACUAGUCUGUGAAAUAAUGUCAGUAGUAAUCACAGUGCGGACAAAAAUUGUGUUUCUGUUGUUAUAUUGCUUUAAUUUUCCAUUGUCACUGCAUGGUUACAUGCAUACUACUGGGUAUGAAGCAACAACAAAUAAAUGUUUUGGAACGUAUCUGCCAUUAGAAUUAUCUCAGCAAGAAAAAAGGCAUUUCACCAGCUUUACUAAGUUCAAUUUUUGGAAAGACAUGUUUCUGGAAAAUAAAUGCAAAUUAUAAUAACAGAACAAUUAUUUUCAGCGAUUAAAAGUUUUCCAUGUAUUACUAAUAUGGAAAGAGGACUCAAGUAAAUUUUUUUUUAUCAGAUUUUUUUCUACUUUUGUAAAACAAUGUACAUUAAAAAAGACAUGUAUAUCCAAAUAAAUCCUUUUGCCCUAGCAGCUUUAUUGUGGCACUGCAUGAACGAAGAAAUGGAAAAAAACUGUAUUUAUUUAUUUAUUUUAUUUUAUUUUUUAUUUUUUUGUGAGGGGUGGGUGAUGGGGUGGUUUUUAAGAGUGUCGAUUGUAAGCCAUGCUAGACCAUGUUAAAUCCCAAGGCGCUCAUGGUAGAGGGACGUAUCUAAUUUCUAACCUGUGCUAAAGAUAUUUUAAAUUUAAUAAAUAAGUAUUGUAACAAGAAA